GCACUUAGGGGAUUUAGUCAUUUGAGGAGUGGUGUAUGUAUAGUUUCAUGUAAUUUAGUGGGUUUGGUUAUUUUAACACGGUAACGUUUUGAGGAAAACUAACGGAUUUGUUUUAUAUGUGUUUGGAUGACGUCAGAAAACAGGCGCUUUUAGAACCCGAUAUGAUAUCAGUUCUGACAAUGGACGAGUUGGAACUGAUUAAGGUAGAUUUAGAUUAUAUUAAGAACCUGCCGGCUCCCCCACAGGCCAUCAAAGACACCAUGGAGGCGGUCACCCUUCUCCUAGGCUACCCCCCAAGGCAGGCUCGUAACUGGAGCUUUAUACGACAGCUGUGCAACAGAGGGCCUCUUCUGAACAAAAUGCAUGAAUUCCAGUGUGAGGAGGUGAAUCUGAACUUAGCAAAGAAAGCUAGAAAUAUUCUGUCUCUUUAUGACCGGAAUAUGAUCAUGUCAAAGAGCUGCGCCGCAGUCAGUGUGUUUAUCUGGGCAGAAAGUACCAUGACAGAAGUAGAUGCUUAUUUGGACGCAAGGAUGGAAUUAAUAAAAGGAAGAAAAAUACCAUAAAAAAACAAACAAACAGCGGAGAAGUGUUUGGAAAUUGUCUACAAGCAAUCUCGAACUAUUCUAGUCAUGUUGAUAUUUGGAGCUGUUGUCUUGAGACUUACUUUGUACAACUAUUCUGUUGUUUUCUUUUCUUCAGGGGAUGGCAUCUCUAAAUUGGAAUUUUAUCAUGUAAAAAAUAUAUUAAUUAAACUAUCAGUUCCUUUGGAUGAGAAGAAAACUGAAUGCAAUGUUUUGACAUUAGUAGUGAAUGUUCCUUUGCCAAGCACUUGUGGCAUUAGAAGUGAAAGGCACUGGCCUUUCGGAAAUGACCUUCAGAACGUUACUAUCAUCAUUCAUUUCCGUUACUAUCAUCCUAGCUGGGUUUUUUUAACGACGAAUUUUCUGUUGAUAUGAGCCGUAUAAAAGAUAAAAUAACA
Ostrea edulis (European flat oyster) is the source of this 979-nucleotide messenger RNA. RefSeq lists its product as uncharacterized. The record is from RefSeq and is a predicted model, not a curated record. The coding region runs from base 117 to 563 and encodes 148 amino acids. The transcript is spliced from 4 exons. NCBI's taxonomy places the organism in Eukaryota, Metazoa, Mollusca, Bivalvia, Ostreida, Ostreidae.